AUGGACACCAUCCAGCAGGUUCAGCAAACCCUUCAGGCAGGCCAGCAGCCACCCAUCACCACCACCACCACCACCACACUACCGCCCAAGCAGCCCAUCACCGUCACCACCGCGCAGUCGGACAUGAGCAGAGCGACCGGAGGAGGCCAGGCCAUCAUCGAGGAGUUCACCCUCGAGCGGAGGCGCGAGGAGAUCGUGAGCGAAGGCGGCGGCGGCUAUCGCUCCCUGGACGAGCUCGACCGCGAGCGAGAGCGGAAGCGGCAGGAGCUCUACCUUGAGGAGCGCCAGCGCGAGAAGGGCGGCGCCGGGGCUGGCCGGAUCGAGAUCUUCGACGAGAGGCAGCAGCAGCAGCAGCAGCAGCAGCAGCAGCAGGGCAGUACGGGCGGCGGCAUGGUCGGCGCGGGCUACAAGUCGCUGGAGGAGCUCGACCGGGAGCGAGAGCGGAAGCGGCAGGAGCUCUACCUCGAGGAGAAGCAGCGCGAGAAGGGCGGCGCCGGCGCCCUCGGGGCCGACCGGAUCGAGGUCAUCGACGAGAAGGACCUGAAGACCACCGGCGUCAUGGCCCACCCGGCCCGUGCGACCGCGACCGGGCUGCGCUCCCUGCUGCCGACCUGGUCGUCGACCACGGGGGCAGCCGCCAGGCCGGCGUCGGAGGCCGACCAGCGCCUGCAGCACGCGGCCAAGGAGAUGAGCGAGGCCCUCGUGCUCAAGGCCGGCGAGCUCAAGGACAGCGCCGUCCACAUGACCAGCUCCCUGGGCAAGAAGUACAGCACCUACCUGCCUGCGCGCUUCAGCAAGGCUUACGGGGCAGGGAUGACGGAGUGGGAGCGGUACGGGAGGAAGAUGGACGAUGCCAACAGGCUCCUGGUCAAGGCGGAGCGGAUAAGCAACGAGGCCAAGAACGCGCCGCCCAGCAGGGCGGCGGAGCUGUACCUGAAGGCCAACAAGAGCCGGCAGAAGGCGCUCCAAAAGGCGAUGGCAGCGCAGGAGCUGGCGGGCCAGAUGAAGCGCGCCAUCGACGACAAGCUCUACCAGAUCCAGCGAGGCCUGCCCCUGCAGCGCGACAUCUGGGAACUGUACGGGGCCACCCGGCUGCGCGCCCAAGAGCUCCUCGACCGGGCCGAGGCCCUCCAGCGCGAGUCGAACGCCACCACAGACAAGACGAAGGCGGCUGAGUUGCGCAACGACUCGAUCCACGUCCGCAAGAAGGCCAUCAGGAAGGCUCGGAAGGCGCAGAAGUUCGCCGAGGAGAUCCAAAGACAGAGCGAGCUGAGGGUGGAGGAGCUGAAGCAGAGGUCAAUGGGCAGCACCUCCCUCGGGAGCGGAACUAGCGGCACCAGCAGCGGGGCCAGCUACUAG
Molecule: messenger RNA, 1359 nt
Organism: Acanthamoeba castellanii str. Neff
Lineage: Eukaryota; Discosea; Longamoebia; Acanthamoebidae
Exons: 5
Coding region: 1-1359 (452 amino acids)
Source: RefSeq, a predicted model, not a curated record